This is a messenger RNA of Mustela lutreola (European mink), 1631 nucleotides long. It is a transcript of the gene TNMD, whose product is annotated as tenomodulin. NCBI's taxonomy places the organism in Eukaryota, Metazoa, Chordata, Mammalia, Carnivora, Mustelidae. Bases 1 to 1482 code for a protein of 493 amino acids. Gene Ontology annotation, biological process: negative regulation of angiogenesis; negative regulation of endothelial cell proliferation. The record is from RefSeq and is a predicted model, not a curated record. The transcript is spliced from 8 exons.
AUGGCUGCACGGGGCUCUGCCUGGCCUCGCCUCUCCACACCCCUCCGAGGCCGACGCCGCCGGCGCUCCAGCUUCCCGCAGUCUCGGGCCGCCUGUUGCGCGCGCCCCGGGGCCCCGGAGGCCGCGGGAGGAGUCCCGCCCAGGGCGGCCCUGCGGCGCGGGGAAGGCACCCGCGCCGGCUCCAAUGCUGAGGUUGCAGCAGACUCGGAGGAGGUUGGCUGGGGGCCCGGGGGUUCCGGGGGGCCAAGGGAGAGCCGCGUGGCCCCGAGCCCCCUCCCUCCAGCCCGGCUAUUCAGUUUUCCCCCUUCAAAGUUAGCCAGGCACGACUGGCCGCUGCAGCGCAGGGCUGCGGUCUGGACCGCACUUGGGGCAAAGACCCGGAGGGCCGUGGGGGUGCAGCCUCUCAGGCACUGCCCGGCCCACCGCAGCGCGCCGGUACUGGGGCUGGCGAACGCCUUGUCUGUGCACCUGGCAUGCGCAAGGACCUUCCCCCAGCUCUCCUGGCUCACUGCAGAGAGAGAGCCCGCCUGGAACGCGCCCUCCGAGGUCCGGGGGGGCCACGCUGGCCUUUUCAAGGCAGAAGCUUUUAAAUCCAAGAAGAUAUGUAAAUCACUUAAGAUCUGUGGAUUGGUGUUUGGUAUCCUGGCCCUAACUCUAAUUGUCCUGUUUUGGGGAGGCAAGCACUUCUGGCCAGAGACACCCAAAAAAACAUAUGACAUGGAGCACACUUUCUACAGCAAUGGAGAGAAGAAAAAGAUUUACAUGGAAAUUGAUCCUGUGACCAGAACUGAAAUAUUCAGAAGUGGAAAUGGCACUGAUGAAACAUUGGAAAUACAUGACUUUAAAAAUGGCUACACUGGCAUCUACUUUGUAGGUCUUCAAAAAUGCUUCAUCAAAACUCAGAUUAAAGUGAUUCCUGAAUUUUCUGAACCAGAGGAGGAAAUAGAUGAGAAUGAAGAAAUUACCACAACUUUUUUUGAACAGUCCGUGAUUUGGGUCCCAGCAGAAAAGCCUAUUGAAAACCGAGACUUUCUGAAAAAUUCCAAAAUUCUGGAAAUUUGUGAUAAUGUGACCAUGUAUUGGAUUAAUCCCACUCUAAUAGCAGUUUCAGAGUUACAAGACUUUGAGGAGGAUGGUGAAGAUCUCCACUUUCCUACCAAUGAAAAAAAAGGGAUUGAACAAAAUGAGCAGUGGGUGGUCCCUCAAGUGAAGGUGGAAAAGACCCGCCAUGCCAGACAAGCAAGCGAGGAAGAACUUCCAAUAAAUGACUAUACUGAAAAUGGAAUAGAAUUUGACCCCAUGCUGGAUGAGAGAGGUUAUUGUUGUAUUUACUGCCGUCGAGGCAACCGCUACUGCCGCCGCGUCUGUGAACCCUUACUAGGUUACUACCCAUAUCCAUACUGCUACCAAGGAGGGCGGGUUAUCUGUCGUGUCAUCAUGCCUUGCAACUGGUGGGUGGCCCGCAUGCUGGGGAGGGUCUAAUGGCAAGUUUGAGCUCAAGUGCUUAAACUUCUGGCAGCCAACAUAUAACAAAUGCAUGCUAUUCAAUGAAUUUCUGCCUAUGAGGCACUUGGCUCCUAGUAGCCAGCACUCCAGAAUUACUUGUAGGUAAUUCCUCUCUUCAUUUUCUA